This is a messenger RNA of Lathyrus oleraceus (garden pea), 866 nucleotides long. Its product is annotated as diphthamide biosynthesis protein 3. The coding region runs from base 290 to 547 and encodes 85 amino acids. Gene Ontology annotation, cellular component: cytosol. Gene Ontology annotation, molecular function: metal ion binding. Gene Ontology annotation, biological process: protein histidyl modification to diphthamide. The record is from RefSeq and is a predicted model, not a curated record. The transcript has 2 exons. Lineage: Eukaryota; Viridiplantae; Streptophyta; Magnoliopsida; Fabales; Fabaceae.
UUAAAUAUUAACAAGAAGAAAAAUAUAUAUUUUUUAACUUAAAUUAAAUUAGUAUAAAAUAAUUGGAAGUUCUCUUAUAAAAAAAACUCCGGUGAAAAAUAGGAGGACACCCUUUAUAAACCUAAACCUAUCAUAGAUUUAGUAACACGAGUUUGCAAAAUUUGAGUUGUUAUUAUUCCUUCUUUUUCUUUAACCUAGCAAAGCUUCCGGCAGCUUCCGGCGGCAACUGUAAUUCAAGCUCGCCGUUUCUUGGUAUUGUUCCUUCCUCACCGUCCAUCAGAAGAAAGCUAUGUCGUACGAUGAUGUAGAAAUCGAAGACAUGGAGUGGAACGAGGAGUUGCAGUCAUACACGUAUCCUUGUCCAUGUGGGGAUCUGUUCCAGAUCACAAAGGAAGAUCUCAAGCUUGGCGAGGAGAUUGCUGGCUGCCCUAGUUGCUCCCUCUACAUCACUGUUAUCUACAACAUGGAAGAUUUUCUUGGCGAUUCUGAUCAAAAUAGAACAAACAAGGGUCUUCAGCCCUCCAAACAAGCUGUCACCGUUGCUUGAAUUUCAGAUGUCCUGAAAUGGUGGGAGCAAUAGAUUUUAUCAAGACUUUGAUAUAUCUUAGCAGUGAACAUCUUUUUUUUGCAAUAGGAAUUGAAUUUCUGGUAUUCUGGCAGAUCAAAGUAGAAAUGGUUAAUAGGAAAGAGUUUAUGGUAAGUACAACAAAAUUGUUAGUUAGUUAACUGUGGUCAAGAAUUUUGCUAUUGAACUCAAUAGUUAUUUGAUAUGAUACUAUGUUAAAUUAUGAAACAAAUUGAUCUGAUAGACUUCAUAAUAGUUCAUCUUUACAAAUUUAUAGAAGCUACUAUGAUAUUUUUUCCCC